Fusarium subglutinans is the source of this 828-nucleotide messenger RNA. RefSeq lists its product as uncharacterized. Bases 1 to 828 code for a protein of 275 amino acids. Gene Ontology annotation, molecular function: oxidoreductase activity. The record is from RefSeq and is a predicted model, not a curated record. The transcript is spliced from 5 exons. Lineage: Eukaryota; Fungi; Ascomycota; Sordariomycetes; Hypocreales; Nectriaceae.
AUGGCUGGCGACAGAAGCAUUGUCGUAGCAGAAAUUGAGUAUCUAAAACCUGAUCCAUUAUACGAUGAACAACAACCCUACUCGAUCGCAAGCCGGCCACCUCUAGGCAUCAAGAGGACGAACAUCAUGCAAGUUCCUGUCAAGACUUCCAUCCAUAAUUCUCGUGGGAAGAAGGCUCAGUUUUCUCUCAAUGUGAACGGAUUUGAGUGGGUCGACCAUCCCCUGAAUUUCGAUGUCAAUCAAGAUGCACAGGUAAAUGACUAUAUGAAUGAGAUGGGAACCUUCCUUCGACAACACUUGAAUGCAGAAAAGGUCAUCGUUUAUGACUACGUGAUCAGACACCAGCGUGAGAAAAAUCAGCCUCGUCCCGAAGGUGUAUCAAGAAAGGUGAAGAAGCAGAUUCUGGGUGCACAUAUAGACAUUAGCCGCGAGAGCGCUAUCAGCAGAAUCAAGCUGAAGUGUGAAGAUCAGGCUGAAGAGCUUUUAGAGAAGCAUUGGCAGAUAGUGAAUAUCUGGAGGCCUCUGAAUGGCCCAGUCAAAAGCAUGCCGCUUGCUGUUUGCGACUCCCGCUACCUACAUGAGGAUGAUAUCGUUGCGUCUGACAUCGUCCUUCCGCAUCUCCAGAUCCAGGCGUACGAGAUUUGGUACAAUCCUAAUCAGGCUUGGUACUUCCUAGAUCAACAGGAAUCCACUGAAGUUUUGCUUAUGCUCAGCGCGGACUCCAUCACAUCCAUCCGUUGUGCACAUAGCGCGUUUGAAGAUCCCAAGACAAAAACCGAUGAUCCAAAGCGUCAAAGUAUUGAGCUUCGAUGUAUGGUUUUCUAUUGA